This is a messenger RNA of Cyprinus carpio (common carp), 1811 nucleotides long. Its product is annotated as NACHT, LRR and PYD domains-containing protein 3-like. The record is from RefSeq and is a predicted model, not a curated record. The transcript is spliced from 5 exons. Gene Ontology annotation, molecular function: protein binding. Lineage: Eukaryota; Metazoa; Chordata; Actinopteri; Cypriniformes; Cyprinidae. Bases 30 to 1628 code for a protein of 532 amino acids.
AGCAGUACUUCAGAAAGAGAAUCACAGAUAUGAGUCUGGCCGACAGAAUCAUCUCACAUAUUAAGACGUCUCAUAGUCUCUACAUCAUGUGCCACAUUCCUCUUUUCUGCUGGAUCACUGCCACAGUACUUCAGGAUAUUCUUAUCAAGAACAGAGAAGAGACCAUCAGCACAACACUCACUGAAAUGUACAUCCACUUCCUGCUGAUACAGAUGAACAUCAAGAGCCAGAAGUAUGAUGUAAAAUCAGAAAGAGAAUAUACAGAGAACUUAGAUUCAAACAGAACAAUGAUUUUAAAGUUAGCGAAGCUAGCAUUUGAACAGCUGAAGAAGAAAAACAUUGUAUUCUGUGAGAAAGAUCUUAAAGCAUGUGGUAUUAUUGUGAGUAAAGACACUGAGUUCACAGGAAUGAUCGCUGAGAUCUUUAAAAAGGAAAAUGGACUUCAUGACAAGAAGGUCUUCUCCUUUGUGCAUCUGAGUGUUCAAGAGUUUCUUGCUGCAGUGCAUGUGUUCCUCUGUUACCUGAACAAAAACAUGCAGGAGCUUCAGUUUUUCUUUGAUAAGCCAGAAGAAAAAAGCACAUCGCAGGAGCGACAGUUUUUCUUUGAUAAGCCAGAAGAAAAUAGCACAUUGCAGGAGCUACUGCAGAAGGCUGUUGAUAAAGCCAUGGAGAGUAAGAGAGGUCAUCUGGACCUGUUCCUGCGGUUUCUGAUGGGCAUUACACUGGAAUCCAGUCAAAACCUGCUCCAAGGCCUGAUCACACACACUGAAGACACCACAGAGAGCAUCAGACAAACAACUCAAUACAUUAAACAAGUGCUAAACAGUUACUCUAUCUCAGAUGAAGCUUCAGUCAACCUAUUCUACUGUUUGCUUGAGCUCAAGGAUCGUUCAUUAUAUGAGGAAAUACAGAAAUACCUCAGUUCAGAUGCACAUCCCGGAAGAGACCUCUCAUCUUCAAUGUGCACCGUGCUGAUCACAGUACUGCUGAUGUCAGAGAAGGUGCUGGAUGAGUUCAACCCAAAGAGAUUCACAUCACCUUCAAACUACAAGAGACUCAUUCCAGCUGUGAGAUGCUGCAGAAAAGCCCUAUUUGAUGGCUGUGGUCUUGAUGAGACAUGCUGUGAAACUGUAUCUUCAGCUCUCCAAUCAUCAGACUCUCAUCUGAGAGAGCUGGACCUGAGUAGAAAUCACUUGCAAGAUACAGGAGUGAAGCUGCUGUAUGAUGGACUGAAGAGUUCACACUGUCAGCUGGAGAUACUGAGGCUAUGUGGCUGUAAUCUCACUGCUCAGUCCUGUGAAAGUUUAUCAUUAGCUCUACAAUCCUCAACCUCUCGUCUGAGAGAUCUGGACCUGAGUAACAAUAACCUGAAUGAUUCUGGAGUGAAGCUUAUUUCUGAUGGACUGAAGAGUUCACACUGUCAGCUGGAGAUACUGAGGUUUUCCAUAUGUAAUCUCACUACUCCUUCUUGUGAGAGUUUGUCAUCAGUUUUACAAUCCUCAAACUCCCGCCUGAAAGAGCUGGAUCUGACUAAUAAUGACCUGGAAGAUUCAGGUGUGAAGCUGCUUUCUGAUGGACUGAAGAUAAACUGUAACCUGGAAAUACUGAGAAUCUUUUGCAGACAAUGACUGCCUUAAGUUUGGACUCAUGGACAUCAGCAGAGACCGUACAGUAAAAUCCAGUGUCAAGAGCUCAACUUAGGCAAACACUGGCCUCGAUAAUGGUAACUUAAUUGAUAACAAAACUGAAACAUCAACAUCUAAAGUCAGUCUUGUUAGUAAUGCAUGAAGCUGGUGAUGCUGUUUGUGGAG